AAUUGAUUUCAAUAGAUACUUUUAGAAUCUCAACAAUAAGAUUAUGAAGAAUUUGAGAUGUACAAGAGAAACUGCAAUCUGUCAAUCAAUUGAUAUGAAAAAGAAACUGUUCUUCUUAUAAAUCUGUGAGAUUUUUACACAGUCUCAGUGUAAUUAGGGAUCAAUGGCAUGUUCAAAUCAUCAAUUGCUGCUUGUAUAACUGCUUCAUGGUGAGAUGGAUGAAAAAAUGAAGAUUGGGCGGGCGUUGGGUGGUUGAUUACGUUAAGUCAACAUUGAGUGCGUGCUCCCAUAGUCAGUCGCCGCGAGAAUUCUUCAAGGUUAAAAUCAAUUAAUAGGACGUAUUCCGACUCAUUCUCACAAGGGAGGCAACCAAAAUGAAAAAUACUCACGGAAAUCGCAGUCAACAAAUGGCACCAAGCAGGUGAUUGCUACUAUCCAGACACAUAAAGUAAAUAAAAAAGAAAGUGAGAAGAAUGGAUAAGUUCCUGUCUCGGAAACGCCCACGAGACUCCUCCCCGCCGGAAUCUCAUAAAGAGACAACAUUUCUUUCGGCCAAUGACGGAGACUGUGAAAUAGCUAAAGACGAGGAAUCGACAGACGUAAAGCUGGCGAUUCUAGCAUCUCUCUUUCCGGACUUCCAGCAAGAAUUCCUCCUUGACGUGCUGGUUGCUAGUGAAGGGUCCCUCACAGCCGCGUGCUCAACUCUGCCAUCCCAGACACCUCCGAGCGGUAAUAAGAAGCGCAACAUUUCAAGUGGCCUGGGCAUACAAAGCUCGCUCUCAUCAUUCGGUGUAACAGCGACGAACCUAUCAACCUCAAAAGCAGGGCCGAAAGCCCUCACAAAGAGAGGGCGGACAUUGCACCUCUUCUCCCCAGAGGACAUAUCCAAGUACACCCCUUGCACCAUAAUUCAUAACUUCCUUGCCGCAGAGGAAGCCAACGAUCUCCUCCGCGAACUGCUCGAAGAAGCCAAAACCUUCCACAGACAAACCUUCCAGCUUUUCGAAAGCACCGUCCAAAGUCCCCACUCCGCAGGCUUCUACGUCUCCAGUACCGAAGAGCUGCAUAAGCAUAAACACGAAUACUCCUACAAUGGCACCUAUCGAACAGACGUCCGACAGUUAACCCCGGAACUCCGUCGUGUUUCUACAAAAGUUCAAAAAGCCGUGAACGAUGAGAUCCAUAAGCGCAUCACAUCACACUACCCGGGCGGGAAGAAGCUAAAAUACCAAUCGUCGCGUACAUGGGUACCCAACGCAGCCUUCGUGAAUUGUUAUGAUGGCCCCUCUGAAAGCGUAGGCUACCACUCGGAUGAACUGACAUAUCUAGGACCCCGACCCGUCAUUGGUAGUUUAAGCCUAGGCGUCACGAGGGAGUUUCGAGUGCGCCGAAUUGUGCCGCCCGAUGAUCCUGAGGGUCCCAAUGCCAACGGCAACGAUAGUAAUGCUAAUGCUAACGAGGAAACAAUAGCUACACAAACAUCUACAUCUACAUCUAUAUCCACAACAACAACAGCAGCAGCAGCAACCAGAGCAGACAUCCAAGGCCAAAUCUCCAUCCACCUCCCCCACAACUCUCUCCUAGUAAUGCACGCCGAAACCCAGGAAGAAUACAAACACAGCAUUAGCCCCGCACAGACAAUAUCGCCACAUCCCAUUGCAGGCAACAAGCGAAUAAACAUCACAUACCGCUGGUACCGCGAGUCUCUACACCCGCGCCACACGCCCAAGUGUCGUUGCGGAAUGCCGUGUGUGUUGCGAUGCGUGCAGAGGAAACGGGACACGCGGGGGAGAUACAUGUGGAUGUGCUAUGCUGGGUAUGCGGUUGGGAAAACGUCGUGCUCUUUCUUUCAAUGGGCGGAGUUUGAUGAUGAAGGGGAACCCAUUUGGAGGAAUGGGGUGGGAAAAGAGCGUGGAAAGUGAGAGGAGGUGGAAAAUUGUAGGGUGUAACGGUAAAUACAGUUAGGAAAUGAUGGAUGGCGUAUUUUUGACAUGGUUUAUGAACUGAAUGAGUGGCAUCGAGUUUAGCUUCUGGUUCCUACGUUCAAUGGGGUUGCUCCUCGUUCGUAAAUUCAGAUGGCAUCUAGUAUCUGUUCCUUUCACGGCCGCCGUUUCCCAAAAGCACAAAGCCGCAAUAUCAAUAGAGAGAUAAUAAUUACGUUGUAUUUUAAUUACGUUGUUUUAUGGCCGUUUAGGCCACAUUGUGCGAGAAAUUAUAUAUAAUCAACGAGACCCGCUGAGGCCCCGCAGUGAAAAUCGUGAACAAGCAAGAACACAGCAAAAGAAAAUCCCCACCACCAAUAUAGCCAAUCCCAACCCUAAUCUCCUAUAUUAUAUCUAGCUAGAGGGAAAGCUGACAUUAGCACCUACGAAAUCGGCGAAACGAAGGCCUGAUCUCGAGCAACCUUCUCAUCUGAACAUAUAUUGUGAAAACAGUUACCGUCGCAACCUUCGACCAAAUUGCGGAAUGGGUUCAUACUGCCCAACUCUACCUGUGGACUAUUAUAAACCUCCAGAUGCUGUGACAAGUGUGAUGGCGAAGAAGUGAAAGACCGCUCUCUACUAUUUUUUCCCUGUUCCGAUGUCCUAUGAUUGUCGCCGCCGUCAAGAUGACGACUCAGAUGCAUUGAAUUAAUUCGUUUGACUCUCCCUUGCAAGGCGUUCCCCUCGCCAUAUAACUCGCGGACAUCUUUGUGAAGGGCCUGUCUGACUUUUUUCCGGGGAAAGCGGGUAAUUUCACACUUGUUCUCCAAUUUGAUAACCGCAGGGCCAGAUAAUGCUGAAUGACUGUGCUCUAGGUUUACAGUGAAAAUGUUCUCAGAGAUCGCCCGGUCAGAUGCUCUAAGGAGCCCAUGGAGUUGAUCAAUCAUUUGGUCGACAUCGUUAUCGACUGGAUUUUGGGUGCGGUCCCCAUGGACAGAAAGCUCUUCCAUUACCUCAGACACAGCUUUGAUCUUAACAAGGAGAGUCCACUUCUCGCCUGGCCGCAAAGCUUUACAUUUCGUCUCACCAAGAAUAGCUUCGAUAUCACAACCAUGUUGUCCGUCGAGCCUUAUCGACAAGUUCGACAGAACACCAGGAUCAAGUCCAAAGCGAAGAUGGCGCAUAACUUGCUUUAAAUUAUGUUUUAGCGCAUGCGCGCCAUCGUUGUCUUCCUCGUCAAAACUAGCAGACAGAUGCCAGCCAUCCACUGGCUCGGAAGCCCAUACUACGAGCACCGGCUCUGGAGAUAUGGUGUGAAAUCGCACUCGACUCCUUAUGUUGCUGGUUAUUUCCAACAGAGAAAUGCCUAAAUUUGCAGUGAUCACAAAAACAUGACGUAGUGCUCCCCUACUCGAAUAUCUCAGAAGCAAGUUCGACGCCUCAUGGAGAGCUUUUGAUGUACGAGUCAGAUUCGGCUCGUCGCACGGGAACUGGAAGAUUUGUACAGAUCGAAGUAAUCCUCGGAUAACAUCGAGAUUACAAGUAGAUAGCGGCAGAAGAAGCUGUAGAUUUUGCUCAGGAUCAGCAGAUAUACAGCCGAUUGCCAUUCGGUCAACGAGCAUAUCCAUUGACGAAGCCAAAUGGAGUACAGUAUUGCACGCCCCUUUUAAUAGAGCGGGCGGCAUGCUUGCUCUAGCCGCCUAGUCAGUUAUGACUUCCCUAGAAUUGAGUAAGGGGAACCCACGAAUUAUCUAGGAGAACUAUAAUGUCCAGAGGAACGUCGCACCCAAUCUGGGUUUCAAGCUCGCCUUCCAAAUUAACGUUUGCAGAUAUUUCCACCGCAGCCCAAGUGAAAAGGUCCUCGCGAGCAGAAAUCUUCAUAGCAUCCAUCGUUAUAUGUAUGUUGGCUCUCGUAAUUGGGAGAGGGCAAGAGAAGCGAGUAUGGACGUUGUUGCGGUGUUUUGGGACAAAAAGGUUCUUUCUAGUAAAAGGGGGCGUUCUUUGUCCAAACCUCUCAGGGGCAGCUGUUAGCUGUGUCGAGAUAGGCUCGCGAAUUUUAUGAUUUGGCGGAUAACGAUGCGUAUUUGGUGAAUUUGGCUCUGUAUAAACGCGUUUUGGCGGAUCUAAUCUCGAGUAACCACCGGAUGCCGGUCCCAGGCUCGAGUGACGUGAUUUACUGAAAUCCAAUACCUUCGCAACCCGAGGGAAAAUCCCCCCUUUAGACGGAAUCCUUCGCACCACAUUAUCUACCCCCGAACGCGAUCUCUCAUUUAAUUCCUUAACACUGGGUAUUAGGCUUUUUUGCUUCUUUGAUAAACUUCAUGGGCGUGACGAAAACACAUACCUCGUCCAUACUAGGCCUGUUGUUACUAAAUGUCCGUAACGAUAGAAGACGCGAAUCAAAGAGGGAAUGUCGUUCAAUAUUGUGAGAUUUAGAUGAACGCGGGCUAUCCUGCUUUACUGGUAGUGUUGAGUACUGGGGCUCCCUUGAGAGCCGGAGCGGUCGACGAAUGGCAUAAGACGAGUGCCGUCGGGGAAUCGCGUAGGGGGGAGCAGAGCUUUUAACAAAGCUAGUGGAAGAAGCCUCUGGAACAGUUGGUAAACGUCGUUUGAAGAUGCGCAAAGGCAGUGUCGUGGGGAUGGUUGUGCUAUCUUGCUCGGGACAUGGCUGGAUGUCCCCGUUUGACCUGGGCAUGACGUCUGGUGAGAUUAUAUAACCAAAUGCCUAUUAGACGUGUUCCCUCAACAGCGCCGGCUUCAUGUACAUAACUGCGUCGCCGUCGCUGGACUCGGAUCUCUCUGUCGACGCGUUCGACGACUCAGAUGAUGACGAUACCCAAUGCGCGUUUGAAUGAGCCCUCCUUGGGUGGGGGAUAUUUCCAGCACGAAGACGCCGUCGCUCCCGAUACAAACUCCAGUACUCUGAGCACGCCAGAGCUGUUGCAAGAAUAGUGAACAGGACAACGAUGGGCACAAGAACCAAUGCAAUUAAGAUUAGAUUCCUAUUUGCUUCGCUCCGUGUUAUCCUGUACAUAUCGAAACUUGCCCUUGGUAUAUAUCUAUCUCGCCCCGAUUUUGAGCAGAUAUCUUGAAUGACUUUAUGUAUAGAAUUUGAGCGUAUCCGCCAAAUACUAGAAGUAUAGAAGCAUAGAAUAUGAGAAUACACGCGAGAUAGAUGUUGAUGCAAUCUAGUUUAAAAAGAGAAGGGAAAGCUGUGUUGACAGAAAAGAAUAAUAAAAGAAUAAAACACAGCAAAAGAGGUAACCGCGUCAUGCAGAAGGCACGAUGCAGGUUCAUAUAUAAGUCACCAAAUUCAGCGGAAUAAAAGUAGAUUUUGGGAUAUCAAAACAACACUUCGUAUACUUAAAAAAGGGCCCGCUAGAGUUCAGUCGUCAAGGCGCGAAAGCCCAAAAAAGCAGAAAGAAAUCAUCCACGAUUGCAGCUCCCCUACCGCGAACUUUGCUCAUUAGGGCUAGAGACGAGCACCGAAUCAUGCUGUGUCUAUCUCG
Molecule: messenger RNA, 5431 nt
Organism: Blastomyces gilchristii SLH14081
Lineage: Eukaryota; Fungi; Ascomycota; Eurotiomycetes; Onygenales; Ajellomycetaceae
Product: CUE domain-containing protein
Exons: 2
Coding region: 474-1922 (482 amino acids)
Biological process (GO): DNA repair; DNA alkylation repair
Cellular component (GO): nucleus
Molecular function (GO): zinc ion binding; ubiquitin binding; dioxygenase activity
Source: RefSeq, a predicted model, not a curated record